Marmota monax (woodchuck) is the source of this 6194-nucleotide messenger RNA. RefSeq names its product A-kinase anchor protein 17B-like. The coding region runs from base 245 to 2983 and encodes 912 amino acids. NCBI's taxonomy places the organism in Eukaryota, Metazoa, Chordata, Mammalia, Rodentia, Sciuridae. The transcript has 5 exons. The record is from RefSeq and is a predicted model, not a curated record. Gene Ontology annotation, molecular function: RNA binding.
GUCGCGGACUUGGAUGCAGCGAGGACUCUUAUGCUCCUGGUGCGCUCGACGCGAGCCAUUCAACAGCUGGCCUCACGGACAACAGUCGCAGGGAGCGACUGGGAGCGUAGGCAGUGGCUACUGCUGCAGCUGGAAAGGGGCGGCGGCGGCGGUAGUGGCGGUGGUGGUGGCAGACCCGCUAUCCCAGAGGAGCCCAGAGUGGAGACGCAACGGCUCCUGAGUCUCCCGGUGAACUGAGGAUACCAUGACAGUCACAGUGGUAUAUGAUAACUCUGAGGCAACAGAGCUCUGUGCGGCUCAGCACCUCUACCUCAAGCCCAUAGCAAAAUUGAUGAUCAGUGUAUUGCUCCCAGAAAGUAUGGAUCCUGUGAGGCCCUUCUCUAACUGGGAAGUUCUUGACCAGCUAAAGAGCCUCAUUUGCCCUGACCAGUUCACCACAGUUCGGCUCUCCAAGAGUACAAAAGACUUUAUCCGAUUUGAGGGUGAGGCUGAAACCAGAAGUUUGGUUCAAAUCUUAAAGGCAAAGUUACAUGGAAAGAUCAUCAAGCUAAAUGGUUUGAAAACAGACUUAAAAGUAGUGGCUACAGAUGCCUUGGGAGAGUGGGAACACUUCCCCAGGGAAAAAGAAGCUUCACUGAGUGAUGGGGCUGAAGAGCAGGACCACGAUAAGAGCCCAGAUUCCAUAUAUUUUGAAGGCUUGCCCUGUAAAUGGUUUGCACCAAAAGGUUCCAGUGGGGAGAAGCCAUGUGAAGAGAUUGUUCGGGUAGUCUUUGAAAGUUUCGGGAAGAUCAAGAAUGUGGAUAUCCCUAUGCUUGACCCCUACAGAGAAGUGAUGACUGGUGGGAGCUUUGGGGGGUUUAGCUUUGGCUUGCAGACAUUUGAGGCCUUUAUACAGUACCAGGAGUCAACGGACUUUAUUAAAGCCAUGGAGUCCCUUCGAGGGAUGAAGCUGAUGCUUAAAGGCGAUGAUGGGAAAGCUCUGGCAUGUAACAUUAAGGUUAUGUUUGAUACAACCAAACACUUCAGUGAAGGAGCUGUAAAGAGGAGAAAUCAGGAAAGGCUAAAAUUACAAGAACUGGAGGAAGAAAGGAAAAAAGAAAAGAGAAGAGAAGAGGAGGUGGCUGAAAGAAAAAGAAAAGAUGAGGAGAGGAGAGCCCACGAAAAGAGGAAGAAGGCCAGGACCAGGAGGCGAGCCCUGAAGGAGAGGGACAGCCACAGGUCAAGGAAGCAGAAGGUGAAGGCCAAAGCUGAGGCACCUGAGGAGCCAGACUCUCCAGAAGAAUGGCAGGAGAGGAAGCACCUGCUGGCUCAGAGGAGAGUUGAGGCCCUUCGAUUGCUACGGGUACUCCUGAGGAAAAUCUCGGGAUCUACACAAUUUAACCCACAGGAGGUUGACAUUACAGGACCCGAAGCUAUUUAUACUCCAGGGAACACAUUGGAAAUUCUGGAGGAAGAAGAAUUCAACACUCAGCAUCUUCCAAAUCAAGAAGAAAUGCCAAAAUAUCAGGUUGCCAAGUCAGAUAAUAAACAAACACAAAAAAUAAAGAAACGAAAUAGGGCUCGCUUACGUCAAUUUUCUCACUGCCUUCGGGGAAAAAAGUUAAGAUACUCAACUAGAAGAGAGAGGACUGCAAAAUUAUUAACUGAUGGAUACAGAUUGGUCUCUGGCCAGAAUUCCUUGAAAACUACAAUGAUCCAAGGUCAGUCUCUUGAAAAAGAAGACCACCACAGUUCUAAUAAAUCCUAUUCUUCAAGAUUCUCUGAGAGAGACCAUGGCAGGAAAGAGAAGAUCUAUGAAACAGAUGAAUUUAUUAACUAUAUAUUAAACUAUUAUCAGACUCCAAAAUAUGCCCGGAUCUGUCUACAACCAAGUCACACAACAAGCACAUAUCAGUGGCACAGGGACGUUCAUGCUAAGGGAAAUGGAUUUGAGAUCAAUUUGAGAAAACGCAUGCCUGACUCAAUCAUUUGGAGUCAAAUCGAAAACAUUGAAAGGAGAGAACAGGUUCAGGAAGAUGAUUACUGCUCAAAGGUAUGUACUCAGGAUCCUCAGGAUAAACCACAAAACAGGGGGAAAGUGGAUUAUACCAAAGAGUGCUCUAAGAGAUUUAAAAAUGAUUGCAAGGAUACAGCCAGUGAGACUGGUGAUCAGCUGUCCCCAACUGAUGGUAAAAGCCAUCUCUUAGAUGACCAGGUCCAAGAUUCCAAAUCCCAAAGGAAAAGUCAAGAUUCUUCCCCCUCCAGCUCAGUAGGCUUAGAUGUGCAUUUGACAGAUUUCUUAGAGGAAAUUAGUAGUGAUUCUGAAUGCUUCAGUGAAACUCUUAGCAUAAACGAACAGGAGAAACAGAAAUCUGUGACCACAUAUCAUGGUUCUCCUGAAAAAGGAAAUCUUGAUGCAGAUGAAAUCAUUACCUGUGAAAGAAAAACUAGGUCAAGUCAGCAGACUUCAUAUUCAGAGUGGAAACGUGAUGGUGAGGAAAAAUACUCCAAAUACAAGCUUAAGACACCAGGCAAGAGGUCUAGGAAUGAACCGAGAUGUUCAUGGCUUGAGGAUGAAAGCAAUUCCAUUAAUGAUGAGAAGAACAGCAGCAAAAAGAGGAGAAAAAUGGCCGCCAACUACUUGUUUGAUGAAGGCUACUACCAUGAGUCCAGUUCCAGUGAUCAAUUAGAGGACAACACAAAGAAGAGGAGGGUUAGUAGGAGUGCACUGGACCAGAAUUUGAACUAUAGAACCUCACAUGUGCCAAUAACAUCAAAAAGUGCUAAUGCUUUCUAUUUGGGAUAUUUUCCCAAAAGAAGAAUGAGUCCUUGGAAGGCAGACUAUAACCAGGAUGCAAGAAGGCUUAAAAGACAUGAGAAUUCUAAAGAUCUCAUAUUCAGUUCUGAUAAUCAUCAUGUUAGACAUAAUAGUCAGGAGCACAUUGACUAUGGAAGCUAUUUAGCAAACAACUACACUAGUUCUUUAUAUUUUCAAAUGUUCUGAUGGCUACUUUGAUCAGGAACACUCUUAUUUAUAAUAAAUGAUUUGGAAAUAAGAAAAUUUAAAACCAAAUAUAACUAUGUAGUUAGUAACUACACAGCAAGAGCUUGAGCAGGGUCAAAUGCAAAACCUUGUUUCUCUUUCCAAAGUGUAAAACAUAGAUCAAAAUGACCGCAGGUGUGUUGGCAAGCUUUGGAAAUAUAAAACCUCUGGAUCAUGAAGCUUGAUAAAGCAAUGUGCUUGCAAAGCUUCAUGAUUUAAAUAUUUCUUUCUUUCUUUUUCUUUCUUUCUUUUUUUUUUUUUUUUUUUUUUUUUGGUACUGGGGAUUGAAUCCAGGGGUUCUCUACCACUGAGCUAUAUCCCCAGAUCCUUUUAUUUUUGACUUUGAGACAGGGUAUCAGUAAGUUGCUGAGGCUGGCCUCGAACUUGAGAUCCUCCUGUCUCAGCCUCCUGAGUUGCUGGGAUUAUAGGUGUGUAUAACUGCACCUGGCCAGGACAGACUUUUUUUUAAUACCUUUAAUUUGGUGCCAGUGAAGGAGCAGAUUAACAUUGAGAAGGGUUGAGAGAUAGCCCUGUAUGGCUCUUUUGCUGACACAACAUCAUCAUUUAGUAUCAUUCAUCUUCAAAGAGGACAACGGUGAACAAAUAAGGAACCUUUUACAUGUUUUUUUAUUUGGUCAGAAACACCAAGUGCAAUAACAAUCCUUUCUCACUUUUAUUUAUUAAUAAUUAUAGAUAAAAGAGAGAGACCACAGCUAGAGCAUAGACUUCUUCAUGACAUUAGAGAGUUUUUUCAGUAUCCACAGGAAGGUAAUUCAUCAUAUUAAUAUAUGUCAAAAAAACCCAAAGAGUUGUCCUUUUAGAGACGAAGUUUGGAAUAAGAAUUUAAAGAGGGCUCAGAUUGUCCUUUGUGGUUUAAAUGGUCAGGGAACAAUUAAUAGUUUUUGUUGUUGUUGUUGUGUUAUGAACCCCAUAUCUUUCCAUCAUGGAAAAGCAACAGGAUUGAAGUGAUAUAACUAGAGGGCUUUGCAAAAUGAAAUAUUCAAUAUCCUGGAGCACCAAUAAUGGCACUUGGGAAGAGAAGAUAUGACAGUUCCAUUUCAGGAUAUGUAAUUCUUUCACUCAGGGUUGGGUGACAUCGGUUUGUAAAAAGUCACUGAAUAUCCCCAAACUGACUUUUAUAAGACAGUAACAAGUGCCUCCUCAAUCCUCAAUUAUGCCAUGGAGUUAGGAAGAGUUAAGGGAAAAAAACAUAGUUUUCUGGUUGUGGAAAAGUUGUAUGUGUUCAGGAUUUAUAAACUCUAUUUAACAUAAAGAAUUUAUCUUUUUACCUACUCAUUUUGGACUUCUUAAAUAUGUUUUAAAAUUGAGACAUUUUAUAGAUUAUCUUAAAGACUUAAAUCUUAGUGCAGCAUAUGUUCUAUAGAAAGCUUGGCCAAUGAAUUCUGCCUUAUGUUGGAUUUAGGACCUCAGGGGCAGUAGAUAUCCUUUAUUUUCCCAACAAAGCUAUACCUGACCUGGCAAUAGAAGAUAUCAGUUAGAUUAGAUACUGCCUGCACAGGAAUAAAAUGAUUUUAAUCCACAAAAUCAGUGAAAGGCAACAUUUUCAUAUUACAAUUCAUUUCAAACUAUCUUAAUUUGAUAUUCUGUAGAAAAGCACCAGCUAGUAGAAACAGGUAGGAUGCCAGUCAGUGUGGUUGCAAAGAAUGAUGUCGCACAAUGUGUGCCCAUAACCAGCCUCUUGAGCAACCUGGUAUCUGAAGUAGCUACAAAGUCUCAUUUAUCUAAAGAGCCACAAGUUUCAUGGAUCAAUUUGUAUUUUAAUAAUGAUAUGUUAGAACAUGCAAAAUUCAGAAGUGAACACACCAUAGCAGAUCAUGUCUAUUACUAACAAUAACUAAUGAGUAAUUUGUUGGCUCUCGUGCUCAAUCCCACUUUUAAGCCAGUGACUCCACUAUUAAAACUAGGUUUGGCUAAUCAAAUUUGAAAAAGUGCUCAUGGGGCAAGUGCCUUUUCUCCUCUGAGGACUAGCAAUGACUAUUCAUGUUCAAAGUGCUGUUGUCCAGAGUAGCCUUUUAAACAUACUAACAGCUCAUAUUUUGUCAGACAACUUUGUUAACUAGGUUAUUAUCCACCUCCAAUAAAAACCUGUCUCUUUAUUUUUUCAUACUUUAUGUCAUUGAAACAAAGAACUUUCUGGGUUUGUAAUGGAAAAUAGCUAUGUUUGUUUUGGGGGAAAAAUCUCAAAUUUUUCCAUCAUUUGAUAAUUUUUGUCUUUGCCCAGUUUUUAAGACAUGGAAACAAUUUACUGCUCAGCAAACAGACAUAAAAAAUAAAUUGCUGAAUAUAGCAUGUGCAAUUUUUCUUUGUAUAAUAGAACUGGUGCUAAUUCAUUUUUACAUGGUAUUUUUGUCUGGUUUGUUUGCUAUAUACCAUCCUGGGACCUAGAAGAAAGUAAGAAUACAGGUUUUAUGUUGACUUUCUGAACAACCUGUAUUUUUUAUAGCUUGUGGUAAUGCAUUCUAGAUUUGAGUCAAUCUUUUUGUGUAGGCCUUAAAUGAGAAAGACAACUUAUCCUGUACUUUUCAAUCAAGUGGCUUAGUAGAGUGAAAUAGAACUGAAAUUAUUAUAACCAUAUUCUCUUAAUUGAUGUUAUUCUUUGUUGUGCUGUUAUUUAAGUGGUGCAAAGUAUUUUCUCAUAUCCUUUUUCUAUGUUGUAUUAAAUAAGGGCCUGAACUUUAAACUUUGUCUUUUUAAAUAGGUAUUUUCAUGUUUUUCCUUGUAUGUGCUGCUCAUACUGCUGUAAGAAAGCUAAAAAAUCUGUCAUGUUUUUUUGUUCAGUUUGAAUUUCUCAGGUAGAAAGCCAUGUAACUUGGUAAUUUUGAAAAUAGAACCAAAUAAAUGUAUUUUUUAUUUGUUGCAAACUGUUUAAAAUGUUAAUUUUUAAAUAAAUGUUGAUAAUUCCACUUUUGGGGGAAGUUUCUACCUGUAGAAUACAGCAUUGCACUAAUGUUGCUCUUUUUCCUCAUUUGCAUUGUUAGAGAAAUAGUGACACAUUUAAUUUUCAUAUAUAUUAAAAAUAAAAUUGUCAUAGUGACUGUUGAGUCUUUGUUCAUUUGCCACAUGUAUUGGCUAGAAUAUUGAACACUCAUAAUUAACAGUUUGUCUGAAAACAUAGUGACCAAUUUUAAUAUUGUUUUUAUGCCAGUUUUCC